CAACUUUGCCCAAUAACGACCAAAACCCUAAAAAUACGUGAGAUAAUUCAUGGCGCGUGACAUGAAAUCAUUGUAACAACCCCUCUAUUCAUUAAUUGUAUAUCUCAAGUCGUUUCAAGCAUUGGCCCUUCUGCUCGUUAUGAAUUUUCCCUCUUCGAAUUAGCUCGUCUGCGCUGUGCAGUUUUGAAUUCGCGGAUGAAUCUAAAAAUUGAACUUCAUCACUGUUCCUGAAUCUUUCCUUUCUAGGUCAACACGCCUAAUUUCUCUUUCCCCGCCUCAUGCUCUGGUUACUUCCCGUCCCCUUCCUUUCCCAUCACACCAUGCCUUCCCCGCCAACCUUCCUCCUCCUCUUCCAACUCAUUCUCCUCUUUUCCUUCCAAACCCAUUCUCAGAACGCCCACAUCAUCACUUCCUGCUCCGCCGACAACUUCACCUACUCAAACCCCUACGCCUCCAAUCUCCAACUCCUCCUCUCCAAUCUCACCACCUCCGCGCCAAACUCCUCAACCUAUUCCUCCACUUUCACCAUUGGCACAUCCCCCAACUCCCAGAUCUUCGGUCUUUCCCAAUGCCGGCCAGACGUAUCCCCCGCCAUCUGCGUCAGCUGCCUCUCCAACGCAGCCUCGACAGCCAUUGGAAACUCCUCAACCGGUUGCGGAAAGUGCAAGUCAGCCGCGCUACGCUUCGAACACUGCUUCCUCCGCUAUUCUGAUAGGCGAUUCUUCGGCAUCGCCGACGACAGCGUGUACAUAUCUCUUUACAACCUGAAAAACGCCUCGGAUCCCGCUGCGUUUGAUAGCCGGCGGAAUAGUUUGAUGAGGGAGGUGUCGCAUAAGGCAGCGUCCGCGGCCUCGAGGUUUGCGGUUGGGAUGAAGAAGGCAGGAGAUUCAUAUAAUGUUUACGGUUUGGCUUGGUGCACGACUGAUUUGUUCACUAGUGACUGCGCCAAGUGUCUUUAUAGCGCUGGGAGCUUUCUCGUCAAACAAAAAAUUGGGGGCAUGGUGGGGUUUCCAAGUUGUCUGGUGAGGUUUGAAGUUUAUGUGUUUUUUUCGUUGGAUUUGUUGUUUGAUAUUCCCUCGCCGCCGGUGAGACCUGCGGUAGCGGAGACGCCGACGGUGACGAAUUUAGCAUUGGGCAAUGGAGUUGACAGCACAGGACGAAAAGAGAAGUAUUAAACCAAACACCAAAAGCUUGGCCGAGAAGUUAAUUGGCGUAAUUGGAGAUAUUAUAAGAGAAGUGCCGACUGCAAUCUAAUGAGAAUGACCCUCGACUUAUGCCUCCCGGG
This is a messenger RNA of Phalaenopsis equestris, 1285 nucleotides long. Its product is annotated as cysteine-rich repeat secretory protein 38-like. The transcript is spliced from 3 exons. The coding region runs from base 279 to 1175 and encodes 298 amino acids. The record is from RefSeq and is a predicted model, not a curated record. Lineage: Eukaryota; Viridiplantae; Streptophyta; Magnoliopsida; Asparagales; Orchidaceae.